GCUGCCCAGGGGGAUGAUGACUCACGCAAAGAGGAAGUUUAACUCCGACAUGAAGCACUACUUCUGGGAAGACCCGCACCUUUUCAGGAUCGGAGCCAACGCGAUCAUUCGUCGCUGUGUCAUGGACUAUGAGAUGGAGAGCAUUCUAUAUCAUUUCCAUGAGGGACCGACUAGCGGGCACCAUGGCGGUAACUGCACGGCGAGGAAGGUACUGCAGUUGGGUUUCUACUGGCCCUCGUCCUUCAAGGAUGUCGGCGCCUUCGCACGCAGGUGCGACCGCUGCCAUAGGUCAGGUAACAUUUCUGCCCAUGAUGAGAUGCCCCAGAAUGUGUUUAUUACCUGUGAAAUUUUUGAUGUAUGGGGUAUCGAUUUCAUGGGCCCGUUUCUUCCAUCUUUCGGUAAUCUGUACAUUCUGGUUUUUGUUGAUUACGUCUCUAGGUGGGCCGAAGCACAGGCUUUGCACACCAAUGAUGCUAUAUGUGCUUGCCAGUUUCUUAAGCAGCUGUUCUCCCGGUUCGGGAUGCCUAGAGCCAUCGUUAGCGGCAGAGGCAUCCAUUUUCAGGGCCAAUUCGAUAAGCUCCUCUCUUGCUAUGUUGUCACUCACAAGGUGUCCGUAGCCUACCACCCCCAAACAAGUGGCCAGACUGAGCUGACGAAUCAGGAGUUUAAGCGCAUAAUUGAGAAGAGGGUGGAUCAAUCUCGCAAGGAUUGCUCCACCAAGCUUGAUGAUGCUCUUUGGGAAUACAAGACUGCCUAUAAGACGCUCAUCGGUACUUUGCCGUAUCGGCAUAUCUAUGAAAAGGCAUGUCAGUUGCCUGUUCAGUUAGAUGAGCACCAGACCUUCUGGGCCCUUGAGCUGUUAAACUUGGAUGUGAGUCUUGCAGAUGUUGAACGCAAGAUGCAGAUGCUGGAGAUGGAGGAAUGGUGCUACCAUGCCUAUGAGAACACCAACUAUACAAGGAGCGAACGAAGCGUCUUCACUACGCUCGAUUAAGGAGCCUGAAGGAGUUUCAGGUUGGCGAUCGAGUUCUUUAAUAUAACUCUCGCCUAAAACUCUUUCCUGGAAAGCUCCGAUCCAAGUGGUCUAGACCGUUUACGGUCACACACGAGUUCCCGUAUGGCACAAUCUUGAUCACCACUCCGUAAACAUCGCCGUUUAAAGUCAAUGGCCAUCGCCUCAAGCUGUAUCUGGGAGGCGAGGUCGAACAUGCGGAGUUGGUGGUUGAACUCACGGACCCUUAGUUCCGUAGGCUGCGUCUAGCUCAAGACGUAAAAGAAAGCGUUUGUGGGGAG
Molecule: messenger RNA, 1293 nt
Organism: Linum trigynum
Lineage: Eukaryota; Viridiplantae; Streptophyta; Magnoliopsida; Malpighiales; Linaceae
Source: the annotation of a GenBank genome assembly